Molecule: messenger RNA, 3015 nt
Organism: Closterium sp. NIES-65
Lineage: Eukaryota; Viridiplantae; Streptophyta; Zygnematophyceae; Desmidiales; Closteriaceae
Source: the annotation of a GenBank genome assembly
AUGCCUGGUCCAAGAGCUUGGGACGUGGACGUGGACGUGGACGUGGUCGUGGACGUGGACCUGGACGUGGACAUGGACGUGGACGUGGACGUGGACCUGGACGUGGACGUGGACGUGGACGUGGACUGGACGAGGACGUGGACGGUGGUCGUGGACGUGGACGUGGACGUGGACGUGGACGUGGACGACAUGGACAUGGACAUGGACGUGGACGUGGACGUGGACGUGGACAUGGAGGUGGACGUGGACGUGGACAUGGAGGUGGACGUGGACGUGGACGUGGACGUGGACGUGGACAUGGACGUGGACGUGGACGUGGACAUGGACGUGGACAUGGACGUGGACAUAGACGUGGACAUGGACGUGGACAUGGACGUGGACAUGGACGUGGACGUGGACGUGGACGUGCACGUGGACGUGGACGUGGACGUGGACGUGGACGUGGUAGUGGACGUGGACGUGGACGUGGACGUGGACGUGGACGUGGACGUGGACGUGGACUUGGACGUGGACGUGGACGUGGUCGUGGACGUGGACGUGGACAUGGACGUCGACAUGGACGUGGACGUGGACAUGGACCUGGACGUGGACCGUGGACGUGGUCGUGGAUGUGGACGUGGACGUGGACAUGGACGUGGACAUGGACGUGUCGUGGACGUGGACGUGGUCGUGGACGUGGACUUGGACGUGGACGUGGACGUGGACGUGGACAUGGACGUGGACGUGGACGUGGACGUGGACGUGGACUUGGACGUGGUUGUGGACGUGGACGUGGACAUGAACGUGGACGUGAACGUGGACGUGGACGUGGACGUGGUCGUGGACGUGGACGUGGACGUGGACAUGGACGUGGACGUGGUCGUGGACGUGGACGUGGACGUGGACUUGGACGUGGACAUGGACGUGGACGUGGACGUGGACGUGGACGUGGACGUGGGCGUGGACGUGGACAUGGACGUGGUCGUGGACGUGGGCGUGGACAUGGACGUGGACGUGGUCGUGGACGUGGGCGUGGACGUGGACGUGGACAUGGACGUGGGCGUGGACGUGGACGUGGACGUGGACGUGGACAUAGACGUAAACGUGGACAUGGACGUGGACAUGGACGUGGGCGUGGACGUAUGCGUGGACGUGGACGUGGACGUGGACGUGGACGUGGGCGUGGACGUGGACGUGGACAUGACUGGACGUGGACGUGGACUGGACAUGGACGUGGACGUGGACGUGGACAUGGACAUGGACAUGGACGUGGAGCGUGGACGUGGACAUGGACGUGGACGUGGACGUGGACAUGGACGUGGACGUGGACGUGGACGUGGACGUGGACUAUGGACGAUGGACGUGGACGUGGACGUGGACGUGGACGUGGACGUGAACGUGGACAUGGACGUGGACGUGGACGUGGACGUGGACGUGGUCGUGGACGUGGACGUGGACGUGGACAUGGUCGUGGACGUGGACGUGGACGUGGACUUGGACGUGGACAUGGACGUGGACGUGGACGUAGACGUGGACGUGGGCGUGGACGUGGACAUGGACGUGGUCGUGGACGUGGGCGUGGGCGUGGACGUGGACAUGGACAUGGACAUGGACGUGGACCUGGACGCGGACGUGGACGUGGACAGGGACGUGGACGCGGACGUGGACGUGGACAGGGGACUGGACAUGGACGUGGACGUGGACAUGGACGUGGACGUGGACGUGGACGUGGACGUGGACGUGGACGUGGACGUGGACAUGGACGUGGACGUGGACGUGGACGUGGACUUGGACGUGGACGUGGCCGUGGACGUGGACUUGGACGUAAACGUGGACGUGGACGUGGACAUGGACGUGGACGUGGACGUGGACGUGGACGUGGACAUGGACAUGGACAUGGACGUGGACGUCGACAUGGACGUGGACGUGGACGUGGACGUGGACAUGGACGUGGACGUGGACAUGGACGUGGACGUGGACGUGGACGUGGUCGUGGACGUGGACGUGGACGUGGACGUGGACAUGGACGUGGACGUGGUCGUGGACGUGGACGUGGUCGUGGACGUGGUCGUGGACGUGGUGGACGUGGUCGUGGACGUGGACAUGGACGUGGACGUGGUCGUGGACGUGGACGUGGACGUGGACGUGCACAUGGACGUGGACGUGGACGUGGACGUGGACGUGGACGUGGUCGUGGACGUGGACGUGGACGUGGACAUGGACGUGGACAUGGACGUGGACAUGGACGUGGACAUGGACAUGGACAUGGACGUGGAUGUGGAUGUGCACGUGGACGUAGACGUGGACGUGGACGUGGACGUGGACAUGGACGUGAACGUGGUCGUGGACAUGGACGUGGACGUGGACAUGGACGUGGACAUGGACAUGGACGUGGACGUGGACGUGGACAUAGACGUGGACGUAGACGUGGACGUGGACGUGGAAGUGGACGUGGACGUGGACGUGGACAUGGACGUGGAGAUGGACGUGGACGUGGACGUGGACUUGGACGUGGACGUGGACGUGGACGUGGACGUGGACGGGGUCAUGGACGUGGACAUGGACGUGGACGGAGACGUGGACGCGGACAUGGACGUGGACAUGGACCUGGACCUGGACAUGGACAUGGACAUGGACAUGGACGUGGACAUGGACGUGGACAUGGACGUGGACGCGGACGUGGACGUGGACAUGGACGUGGACGUGGACAUGGACGUGGAUGUGGACGUGGACGUGGACAUGGACGUGGACAUGGACGUGGAGGACUUGGACGUGGACAUGGACGUGGACGUGGAUAUGGAGGUGGACAUGGACGUGGACGUGGACAUGGAUGUGGACGUGGACGUAGACGUGGACGUGGACGUGGACGUGGACGUGGACGUGGACGUGGACGUGGACGUGGACGUAGACGUGGACGUGGACGUGGACAUGGACGUGGAUGUGGACGUGGACGUGGACGUGUACGUGGACAUGGACGUGGACGUGGACGUGUGGACGUGGACGUGGACGUGGACAUGGACGUGGACGUGGUCGUGA